AUGCCGUCUCCACGGGAUACCGUAGUAGGUAGUAACGGCCCCGAACGAGGUAUGUUCGACCAAGCUAGGCGGAAUGUCAAGAGCGACGGCAGCGAUGCCUCCAGAGUCAACUAUAGGCGAAUACAACAAGACGAAAUUGAAUCUUUAAGUCUCGACGUCCAACCUGAAGAGGAAGCUUGUGCAUAUGAGAUUGGGUUGCUGAUGGAUCAUAUCGAUGAGCCCAAAUAUAGAGAGCCCCUAGCGAAAAACUUACUUGACUCCUUCGCUUUGAUAUUCUCUCAACCAGGCUCCACAGGGGUUGCUGCAACUGCGUUGAGGUACGUAGAUGACGAACGUACUGCUUACAAGCUCCUGAUAGCCAAGAACCAGCCGUUCGAUGUGUCAACCAAUAGUCUUGCCGAGACGAUAGGCGAGUGGUUUGAAAGUCGGCAGCAACUCAAAUGUUCCCAAUUUGGCGAACCAACCCUUCAAGACAAUCUCUGGAAGGGAAUUCUUGAAUGUUGCUACCCUAGCAUCCGUGAAUCAAUACAGAAAGCAUGGAAAGGCCAGAACGCCCAGGUGUGGAUUAGUACGAAAAUUGAUCGCCUAGAACGUAUAGACCCGCGACCAAGAGGGUCGGAUAGCCUACGGAAGAUCUUAGCACAUCUGUGCAGUUAUUAUAUGAAUGAACUUAACCUCCACGAAAAUUUUCCAGCUAGUGGAACACAUGAUCACGAUAAACUUAUGGAAAUCUUAGACAUGACUGCACGAGAUUGUUUCAAGAUGCUGGUGGUUUACCGGGGACAAAUGGGUGUAGUGCUUAAGAAAUGCGGGAUGAGAGAAGCAUCACGCAGGGGCUUUGGACGGCUGAUAUACUUGAUUGGGAAUUAUUACCUGGCGUGGUAUGAUAUGGCUCGGUUCCGGGCGCGUCCUGACUCAACUAAGCUACAGAUAGAGCUGGUCCAACCAGGGACAUUAGUCGACAGCGGUUGGACCGCUGUACGUCCUCCAAAAAACUCGUCAAAAAGCAAGCGGGAACAAAGACCGCCCUGGGUACACUGCGAAAUGCAACUUUUUGACCUUAUAAUGUGUGACGAGCAUCCAGAGAAAUUCUUCAACUAUAUAGGGUGCAGCAAGGGGCCUUGUUGGUUAUGCUACCAUGUAUUAAAAUACAUGACAUCGAGAUUUAGGAUGAGGAAAUCUUCCCUUAAACUGUACCCACAAUGGAAGCCACCGAAGUUCCAACAGAGUGGCCCGCACGAGAAGCGAUUCGAUAAGGUACGUGACUUCUUGGAUGCUAAGAUAAAAGGGCUAGUAGACUUGUUAGAAAAAGGUCAACUCGGAUAUCGCGUCCCGAAGUCAGACUGUCCUGAUCUACAAGAAAUCCCUUGGGUCGCCAAUUAUUAAGUUGAUGCUUCGGGCAGGGAAGGUAGAAAAAGGUCGGUAAGCGCUUUUGUUUUAGAAGUCCUUAUAUGUGAGAUUUGAAUGAAGAAUGCUUUCGGGUACUUAGUACCUAAUAAGCGAAGAAACUUAGUAACUUAGGUGUAGUUGUGAUAACAUGAGAAAGAAACAUCACUUGAUGUGUAAUAUAGAAGGCUCUUGAAAAGAAAUGC
Hypoxylon trugodes is the source of this 1592-nucleotide messenger RNA. RefSeq lists its product as uncharacterized. Lineage: Eukaryota; Fungi; Ascomycota; Sordariomycetes; Xylariales; Hypoxylaceae. The record is from RefSeq and is a predicted model, not a curated record. The coding region runs from base 1 to 1386 and encodes 461 amino acids. The transcript has a single exon.